This is a messenger RNA of Paramuricea clavata, 435 nucleotides long. NCBI's taxonomy places the organism in Eukaryota, Metazoa, Cnidaria, Anthozoa, Malacalcyonacea, Plexauridae. The record is from the annotation of a GenBank genome assembly.
AUGUGCAGUCAAACGAUUUGUGUUGUGUUAAUGUACAUUUUAACACUGCAUAGUGUUAUGGCGAGUUUUGGGUAUAAUGAUGUAUUUGAAGACGAAAUGAUUGAAUAUGAAAAGCGGCAGCUUGUUGGCGGGGAGACAGCAAUACCUGAAGAUAAACUCAACCAGUACGAAGAUUUACAAGCGGGAAUCAACAAAGCUGAAGCGGAGAUUUUGAACGAAGACCAGCUGAGUUUUGAUAAGAACUCGCUGCAAGCCACAAGUCAAGUUGUACAGGGGACAUUAUAUCGUGUUAAAGUUGAUGUUCAGCCCAAAUCCUGUUCCGAUUCAGAGAGUUGCAACAUUGUGAAACAUUGCUCGUUUGAAAUCUGGUCACGAGUAUGGCUGUCUGAAGAUGAGAAACUGAAAAUUCAGAAUAUAACUUGUACUGACGCUUAA